Poecilia reticulata (guppy) is the source of this 1145-nucleotide messenger RNA. Lineage: Eukaryota; Metazoa; Chordata; Actinopteri; Cyprinodontiformes; Poeciliidae. The record is from RefSeq and is a predicted model, not a curated record.
GCACGGUCUUGGAAUAAUAAGCAAAUAAGUGCGCGCAGCCGCGAACUGUGUGCAGAUGGCAUCAGUGAGUGUAACCACGCGUCGCCGGGUACCUCCAGCAUCACAGAGGAGACCAGGCGUUUCUGUGACUCCGUAACUCCAGCGAGCAACAAACAGGAGAAGGUCCCAUGCGCAGCUCUCCCACCGGGCUAUGCCUUCCCCUACUCGGGAGGACACAGCAGCGGGGAGCUGCCGGGCGGAGGACGGAGCGGCUCCAGCUGAGAGCCGAGGAGGGGACGGUCGAGGUCUGGUGUGCGCCCUGGAGAUGGAGCUGACGAACCGCAGCCUGUCGAGCAAGAUGGACUGCGUCAGCUGCGACGAGCUGAUCAAUCGAAACUGCGCGGACUCCCCAGAAGUUUCAGUGCCGCUGUCUCCCCUGGGGAAGCGGGUGACUCACAUGGAGGGAGACGACCUGUGCAGGCUGAUAGACAGAAAGUUUCUGAUAGAGGACAAGAAACGCCUCUGCGCGCUGGCUUUGGGCACCGCUCUGGUGGGGAUCUUGCUGAUGAUAAUCCACGCCGAAAUAUGCCCCUAUGUUUACGAACCGGGCUCAAAAGUGUCCUUGGUAAUCAACUGCUCCAUAAGCCUGUCCACUGGGUGUCUCCUAAUCCUCAUCAUAGCCUUCCACUAUAAGGACAUCAGGCUGUUCAUCAUUGAUCACAAGGAGGUGGACUGGAGAAUAGCUAUAACAAGCCACAGGGUUCUUGUCAUCACCCUGGAGCUGUUGGUUUGUGUCAUCCAUCCAGUUGGCUCGUACUGGGAGGUGGACCUCUACGCCAACUCCUCCUCCGCCGCUCCUCUCUGCAUUUCCAGUCACCACGAUAAGGCCCUGCUGGACAUGGAGCUGCUGCUGUCCAUGCUCAUGUUCCUGCGCCUCUACCUGGUCCACAGAGCCAUCCUGCUGCACAGCAAAGUGCUCCUGAGCGCCUCCUACAGGAGCAUAGGCUCGCUCAACAACAUCAACUUCACCUUUCGCUUUGUUCUCAAGGUACUGAUGAACAAACACCCGGCGCGAACGCUGCUGGUGUUUAUCCUGCUUUUCUGGCUCACAGCGUCGUGGAUGCUGACGCUGUGCGAGAGGUAAGAGAGAUGAGUGUGUGUGUGUG